Molecule: messenger RNA, 2606 nt
Organism: Epinephelus moara (kelp grouper)
Lineage: Eukaryota; Metazoa; Chordata; Actinopteri; Perciformes; Serranidae
Product: protocadherin alpha-8-like
Exons: 1
Coding region: 138-2510 (790 amino acids)
Biological process (GO): homophilic cell-cell adhesion
Cellular component (GO): plasma membrane
Molecular function (GO): calcium ion binding
Source: RefSeq, a predicted model, not a curated record
GCUUGUCGUUGUAAAUGGUCUAUAUUUGAUUUAGAUCGAAAAGAGAAGGACGCUUGUACAUGCCACUGCGCACGAUGUUGUUUCUCUAAGGCAGCUAUUCUUCCGGUAAAGGAUUAUAACAUUUUUGGUUGUGGAUCAUGGAACAAAGAAAACGCGAGGCACGGAGGAUGACACGGCUGUGGGUCUGCUUCGUGGUUGCUACGCUUUUGUGGAGCGUUGCCUCGGCGCAGAUACGAUAUUCCAUCUCUGAGGAAGUCAAGGAAGGGGCAGUAGUUGGGAAUGUUGCAAAAGAUCUGGGAUUAGAUAAAAGCACGUUGAAAGACAGGAAGUAUCGGAUUGUAUCUGGUGCAGCGGAUCCUCUUUUCCAUGUAAACCAAAACGAUGGCAUCCUGUAUGUGAGCCGAAAGCUGGACAGAGAAGAGGUGUGCGAGCGGAGCAGUACGUGUUUGCUUAAUCUGAAAACAGUGUUAGAAAACCCGCUGGAAGUCCAUUAUGUUGGAGUUGAAGUUUUGGAUGUAAAUGAUCAUUCCCCCAGCUUUCCGGAGACGGAGAAAACGUUAGAAAUUUCAGAAUCUGUGACAAGUGGAAAAAGCUUUCAGUUACAAGCCGCACGAGAUCCAGACAGUGGUCAUUUUUCUGUGCAGCAGUAUAAACUGAGCCCAAAUGACCAUUUCCGUUUGGAAGUUAAGGAUAAGGGUGAAGAUGGUAAAAUACCCAUUUUAAUUGUGCAAAAAUCUUUGGAUAGAGAGGUAGCGGGAAGCCACUCAUUGGUGCUGACCGCACUGGAUGGAGGGAAACCUCCGAAAUCUGGCGAAAUGAAUAUUUUAGUAAAUGUUUUAGAUGUUAAUGAUAACGCACCUGUGUUUACUAGAGAUGCUUAUUCUGUGAUGCUUGAUGAAAAUGCUCCUGUAGGCACAACAGUCGUACAAGUGAAUGCAACUGAUUUAGAUGAAGGACCAAACGGAGAAGUGGUUUACUCGUUUAGCAACAGUGUAAAUCGUAGAAUAUUUAAACUGUUUGACAUAAACCAAUCAACAGGUGAGAUAAUCGUGAAAGGUCCAAUUGACUACGAGCACAAGGAUAAAUAUGAAAUUGAAAUACAGGCAUCUGAUAAAGGUCUCGCUCCUUUAACAACUGAAAAAAAUGUGGUCAUUAAGAUACGUGACGUCAAUGAUAAUGCACCUGAGAUUGAAGUUACCUCAUUUUCAAACUCAAUUCCUGAAGACUCCAGACCUGGAACUACAGUUGCCCUGAUCAGUGUAAAUGACUUGGACUCUGGGCUCAAUGGAAAAGUUAUAUGUUUUCUGAGUGAGGACGUUCCUUUCACGUUAUCUCCAUCCUUGCAAGAAAAAAUGUAUUCCUUAGUGACCAAGUCGCCUCUGGACAAGGAGAAACAGUCACAUUAUGCCCUAACGGUAAUUGCAAAGGAUUCUGGUCAACCAUCAUUAUCAUCUGAAAACACAAUAAAUGUUGUUGUAUCAGAUGUGAAUGACAACAGGCCAGAGUUUAUAAUGAGCCCAUAUACUUUCUAUGUCACUGAGGGUAACGAAGCAGGAGCCUCAGUGUUUUCUGUUAAAGCUUUUGAUCGUGAUGAGAACAACAAUGCACUUAUAUCCUAUCAUAUUCUCAGAGAUGGAGGCGAAGACAAUAAAUUAACCUCAUUUUUAAAUAUUAACUCUGAAACUGGAGAUAUUUUGGCGCUGAAAAGUUUUGACUUUGAAACAGUGAAAACUUUCCAGUUCCAAGUUGUUGCCACAGAUUCAGGAACUCCGUCACUAAGCAACAACGUGACAGUGAACGUGUUCAUUCUGGAUCAGAACGACAACGCUCCAGUCAUCCUGUAUCCAGUCAGCUCCAACGGUUCUGCUGAAGGUGUGGAGGAGAUUCCCCGCAAUGUCAACGCAGGACACUUGGUGACUAAAGUCAGAGCCUAUGACGCUGAUAUAGGAUAUAACGGCUGGUUACUCUUUUCACUGCAGGAAGUCACUGACCACAGUCUCUUUGCUUUGGACCGCUAUACAGGACAGAUCAGAACACUUCGCUCAUUCACAGAGACAGACGAGGCUGAGCAUAAACUGCUCAUACUGGUCAAAGACAAUGGCAACGUUUCACUCUCAGCAACAGCUACUGUCAUUGUCAAACUUGUGGAGCCCAGAGAGGCUUUUGCAGCUUCUGAUGUUAAAAGUGCAACUAAAGUUGACGAGGAGGACAAUGUGACAUUUUACCUCAUGAUAACUUUGGGCUCAGUUUCUCUACUUUUUAUCAUCAGUAUCAUCGUGCUGAUUGCAAUGCAGUGCUCCAAAUCCACAGACUAUACUUCCAAAUAUCUACAAGAGGCUAAUUAUGAUGGGACACUGUGUCACAGCAUCCAGUACAGAUCUGGAGACAAACGCUACAUGUUAGUUGGACCCAGGAUGAGUAUAGGAUCUACUAUAGUCCCUGGCAGCCAUGCCAACACACUAGUGCUCCCUGACAGGAGGAGGGGAUCUGGAGAGGUAAGGCAUAUUUGAGUGCAAACUUUACGCGGACUAAUUGCUUUUCUUGUUUACUAUACAUUUCAGCUAUGCCUUCCUGGGUAAUGUUUUGCACAGUACAGCACUGGAUGU